Molecule: messenger RNA, 2404 nt
Organism: Toxotes jaculatrix (banded archerfish)
Lineage: Eukaryota; Metazoa; Chordata; Actinopteri; Toxotidae
Product: CLK4-associating serine/arginine rich protein
Exons: 21
Coding region: 144-2090 (648 amino acids)
Source: RefSeq, a predicted model, not a curated record
ACAGUUUGUAAGCGGAGGAGAAGGAGGCGUGUGACGCUCCGCUCUCCAUCGUCCUUAUCUGACCGAAACAACCCCAGUGUGUGUUGGCGGCCACAUAAACAGCAGCCGUGCCCCGCCGCGCCCCCACCCCCAGCGGAGCCGUCAUGUGGCAGGAGGCCCGCAAACAUGAGCGCAAGCUCCGUGGAAUGAUGGUAGACUACAAGCGCCGAGGCGAGCGACGGCGAGAGUACUACGAGAAGAUAAAAAAAGAUCCAGCUCAGUUUCUCCAGGUUCAUGGCCGAGCAUACAAGAUCCAUCUGGAUCCUGCUGUUGCGCUGGCUGCAGAGAGCCCCAUCAACAUGAUGCCAUGGCAAGGAGAUGCCAACAACAUGAUUGACAGGUUUGAUGUAAGGGCUCACCUGGACUACAUCCCCACCUACACGCCCCCACUGCUCAGCACAUCCACCCCAGAGCAGGAGAUGGAGGAGAGGAAGUGUAACUAUGAGCGCUACAGAGGCCUAGUGCAGAAUGACUUUGCCAACAUCUCAGAGGAGCAGUGUUUAUAUCAGAUCUACCUGGACGAGCUGUACGGUGGCCUGCAGAAACCAAAUGAGGAAGAGAAGAAGAAGCUGGCUGAGAAAAAGGCUACCAUUGGUUACACCUAUGAAGACAGCACUGUGACAGAGCCCGAACCCCAGUCAGACAAGGAUGAAGAGAAUUCAGAGAACAGUGAAUCUGAAGAGGAUGAGGGCAUCCCAGAUAUUGAUGUGGAGGUUGAUGUUGAUGAGCUGAACCAGGAACAGGUGUUGGACCUAAACAAGAUGGCGACCCCAUAUGGAAUGGCUGAAGGAGACUUUGUCAGGAUGUUGAGGAAAGACAAGGAGGAAGUGGAGGCCAUCAAACAUGCCAAGGCUCUGGAGGCAGAGAAGGCCAUGUACUCUGGCCGGCGUUCUCGCAGACAGAGGAGAGAGUUCAGGGAGAAGAGGCUAAAAGGUAGACAGAUCAGCCCACCAAGCUAUGCCAGGAGAGACAGCCCAACGUACGAUCCCUAUAAACGGCCAGAGUCAGAAUCCAGCUCUGAGUCGCGGUCACGCUCUCGGUCUCCAGGUCCAGAGAAGAUCACCUUCAUCACCAGCUUCGGUGGCAGUGACGACGAAGCUGCGGCAGCAACUCAAACAACCGCUCCUCACUCUGGCCACGCCCCCUCCAACUUGCAGCACCCUGCAGGUCAUAGCAGGGGCUCCCGGAGACGAAGGUCGUCCUCCAGUCGCUCCCCUUCCUCCUCCUCCCGCUCCUCAUCUCGGUCCUCUUCUCGCUCAUCUUCCCGUUCACGUCGAGCCCGACGGGGGAGGGGGGGAAGGGACGGGCGUCGCUCCCGAAGCCGCUCGCGGUCGAGACGGCGUUCCAGAUCUCACUCCAGAGGUAGAGGAGGGAACGGAGGAGGUGGAUCCUGGAGGAGACGUGACUGGACACGAUCGCGGUCCAAUGACCGAAGUAGAGAGCGGGAGAGGGAUAGAGACAGAGAUAGGGACAGGAGACGAUACUCAGCACGCAGACGAACAAGGUCCCGUUCCAGCUCACGGCAGGGGGGCAGUUCUAGGCGAGGGGGCCGGAGCAGUGGAGGCCACCGGCGGGGAGACAGCGGCAGCCGCAGUCCUUCUCAGUCCCCUGGCCGCCCAAACCAUAGUCCCUCUCCUGCUCACAGAGGGUCCCAGCCCUCUACUGCCACUGUCUCUGACAAGCUAAGAAAGCCUGAUACUGCGGGUGGUAAAGAGACGGGAGCUGCCAAACCCAAGAUGACCCCACAGGAGCGGCUGAAGCUACGAAUGCAGAAGGCGCUCAACAAGCAGUCCAAGGCGGAUAAAAAAGCUGCUCAGGUGAAGAUCCAGCAGCAGGAACACAAACGACAGGAGCGAGAGGGAGAAUUACGAGCCAUGGCACGCAAGAUACGCAUGAAGGAGCGUGAGCGCCGUGAGAAAGAGAGGGAUGAAUGGGAAAGACAGUAUGGGCGACAGAGCCACUCGCCCUCUCCUUCCAAAUAUGGCCGAGAGUGCAACUCAUACAGAAGGAGGUCACGGUCUCGAUCACGGAGUCCAUACUACAGAUACUGACCUGACAGGUGGAAAAUAUUAUUCUACAAUGCUUCAUCUUGUCACUGGCACACACGUACAGACCAAUAAAAAAAAAACAAAAACAAAGCUGUUGGAAGAAGAUGGGAACAGAGACCGGCAAAUGUACACCUGAACAAGUGUCUUCUCGGGUACUGUUUAUGUCUACGCAGUAUAAAACUUUGACCUGAUACCUUAGUUUUACUAAUCACACAGCUGAUUGGUUCAGCCAAGCUGAGUUUGAUCUGCCCUUUUUCAGUUUUGCUUCAUCUUGUAAAGGUCGUCUUAUUAAAUGAGUUUCUUCUCUUCUGCAUGCC